AGGCCUCCGGCGCGAUCAAAACAGCGGCACCAAACCGCCACCCUCCAUGAGUCACAGGAGAAACAUGAGCGCUUGGCGGCUCUUGCCGUGCGUGGGCCUCGAGGAGAGAGAGAGAGAGAGAGAGAGGCACGACGCCGAUAGCCCGCCCUUUCCCUCCCCUCAGAAAUCCACUCGCCCGCCCGCCCGCCUGUUGGUAGCGUCUGCCUCUUGGCGGCCCCCGGAGAAAUCAAAGCUAAACCCAAAUGCUCGCCGCCACCGCUGCUGCCGCCUCUGUUUGCGUUCCUUUUUUCUUUUCUUUUCUUUUUUUGCCUGCCCGGCUUCUUGAGUCUUUUCGUCUUUGAAGUUUUGGGAGGACUCCACGAGAAGCGGGCAGGGGCGCCCAGAGCAGCGCCCUGGCAUUAGAAAUCUGGAAGAAAAGUCGGCUUGGCCUCUUGAAGUUCUCCUUCAACUUCUAUUGGGAUGCAAGAGUGCCUCUUCUCCCCAGCCAGAGAAACUGUGACCCGUCGUCUUUUAGCUGCUCUGUUGCUUGGCUUAUAGAUGCAUUUUUCUCUCUCAUCUUUUAUGUAGAGAGGCUUGCUUCCCUUCUCAAAUAUCAUCUUAAGCUUCCUCAACAGUCUUAAGUGACAGAAUGGAUGGAAGAAGCCAAUCGCCUAAUACAUCUUUCUUUUUAAAAUGAUAACAAUCCUUUCUGAUGCCGGGAUGGACUAAUGUGUAUUCUUGAACAGGAUGAACAUAAAUAAUUUAUUCGGAAUAAUUUUUGAAGGCAAUAAACAUUUUUUUUAAAAAGGACAAACAUGAUCCUAAAAUGGAUUUUGCCUUCCUGGAUCUUUUUAUCCUCUAUACCUGUUUUGGACCUGUUGAACUGUUCUGCUUUCCUUGCUAGUGCAGUUAAUCCACCGUAUUUUACUGCUCUCCUGAACGUGACUGUAAUUCAUCCUAAUUCUUCUGUUUCCAUAAACCUUGAACAUGGACGUUAUGGACAAGAAUCACCCAAAAGAGCUGUCACAGGCCUGCUUCUAGAGCCUCUGCCAAUCAAUGGAGUGACAAAUCGUUUAGGAUGUGAUGCACGAACACGGUUUCACAUUCCUCCAAACAUCACCCACUGGAUAGCUCUGCUGGAGAGAGGAAACUGCACUUUCAGACAAAAGGUACUGCGGGCAGCUUCUCAGAAUGUUUCUGCUGUAGUAAUUUACAACAACGAAACCCACCAGGAUCAUGUCACUAUGACUCAUCAAGGAACUGGAGAUAUAGUCACUGUCAUGAUCAGUCAACAGAAGGCAAAGGAGAUCUUGAAUUACUUAGAAAAGAAUAUGACACUUUUAAUAUCAAUAAAAGUUGGAAGCCAUUUCGAAAGCAAACACUUCAGUCAUAGUAGCUACUUUGAUCGUAGCAGUUCUCUUGUCUUCGUAGCAAUACCAUUUAUAAUUCUGGCACUAAUUUCUUCAGCAUGGAUAAUAUUUUAUUUCAUCCAGAAGAUCAGACAUAAAUUUGCACAUGAUCAAAACCAGCUUAUUGAAAUGUCAAAAGAAGAAGGAGAAGUAAGCCUGUAUGAUGAGUAUUCAGCAUGAAACUCAGAGAGGAACCCACAAAAAGAUGCAACUACUAAUCUGCCUUUUAAAAAACAUAAAUUGUUAUAUUCUGUCUUCCCUGUAUCAACCCAUAAUGCUCUAAAUUCACUUGAAUAUUCAAAGUAAACUUAUUAUAAAUUGACAAUGUGCCCAUCAAAUGUACAGUACAGUAUGUUUUUUGAUUCUUGAUUAUAUGAACAGCUGCCUUAUAUUCAACCAUGCUUGCAGUACCUUAUACUAUAUCAAAUCAUUGGUCCUUUUAGCUCACUAUGAUUCUUGUGAGUUGACAGCAGCUUUCUACAGUUUCAGAUGGCUGUUUCCUCUGUACUUCCUUGAGAGGACUCAAUAUGAGACUUUCUGUAUGUGCUCUACUCUACCACUGAGCUCAUGCUAGUACUGUAGCUGGAUUCCCCUCGCCUUUAUGUCAGUUCCUUGGGCCUGGAAAAAAAUUAGACUGGAGAAAGCUUGAAAACAAAUUCUUAAAGCUUGGGGAGAAAAUAAACUAGAAUUCUCAGAGUUUGAAAAAAAGUUAUCAGAACUUGGAAAAGGUUUGUAGCACAGCUCCAAGAACUUGGGGGGAAAUGGCUGAAUUUGGUAUUGUGGAAAAUUUUGGACUACAACUGCCAGAAUCUCUCAGCCAGAACAGCCCUUUGCAUUGCUGGGAAUAAAUAUCCCAAGCUCUGUAUGUUCUCUUCUGGAACUGAAAGUACUAUCAAGUAGGAUAUGGACAUUUCGCAGAUCAUCACAGUUCAGAGUGAUCAUACAGAGUGGCACCUUAUAUAUAUCAACAAAGAAAUAACAAGUUCACCAGAAAAAUAAAUUUUGACCAAUCAAUUAUCUUGCUAGUGUCAAAGUUUGGAUUACACCUGGAAAAUUAAUGCACAGUAUUUGGACAGGAUUUUGUUUAGAUCAAAUUACUCAUGCAAGCAGUUUGACAUCUAAUAAGCUUGUGCAGGGAGGUAUCCAGGACCAUCUUGUGCAAGUGUAUCUUGGGCAGCCAUAGCACAGCUCUCCAAUUGUCGAAGGGUGAUGGUUGUACAAGGGUAAGAUCUAGUAUUACUCUGCCAUCAGAAUGUUAUGUUCCACUAGUGCCAUAUAGGAUCUGAGGCCUAAUGCUCCACCUGCAGGAUUUUUUUUAUAAAUGUGUGGGUUUUAGUUCCUGAUUUUCUGUAUUAUACAAGUAUUUACAAGGAGGGUUUUUUUGUUCUAUUUACACUUCUGCAUUUAAUAGAAAUAUUUUUUUUCUAUCACUAUUAAUUCUCUUAUAUCUUCAUUAUAUCUAUAAAUGAA
Molecule: messenger RNA, 2858 nt
Organism: Pogona vitticeps (central bearded dragon)
Lineage: Eukaryota; Metazoa; Chordata; Lepidosauria; Squamata; Agamidae
Product: E3 ubiquitin-protein ligase RNF130
Source: RefSeq, a predicted model, not a curated record